Panicum virgatum (switchgrass) is the source of this 1863-nucleotide messenger RNA. Its product is annotated as glutamate receptor 2.8-like. NCBI's taxonomy places the organism in Eukaryota, Viridiplantae, Streptophyta, Magnoliopsida, Poales, Poaceae. The coding region runs from base 1 to 1752 and encodes 583 amino acids. Gene Ontology annotation, cellular component: plasma membrane. The transcript has 5 exons. Gene Ontology annotation, molecular function: signaling receptor activity; ligand-gated monoatomic ion channel activity. The record is from RefSeq and is a predicted model, not a curated record.
AUGGGUGAUCGGACGAGGCGUUGCGGCUGCUGGUUCACCGUCAUCGUCGCACUGCUCAUCGUCGUCAUCUUGCUCGCGGCGACUCGGGGUGCAUCGGCGGCGGCGCGGCGAGCCGGCGUCCUGGACGACGACAUGAUGCUGGCGAGCAGCCCCGGGACUAGCAGGAGCCACGGCGCCGGCGUCUCCAUGGCGACGGGGGAGGCCGCCUACCUCAUGGCCGCCCUGCACGCCAGUGGCAGUGGCUCACGCAGAGAUGCUACUACCAUCGAUCAGCUGCGGAAGUGUGCAGAAGCUACUGCUGUGCCAAGAAUCUCUGUGAAGCUUAUUAUUGCUGUGCCAUUGAAACACACCUUUAAAGAUUUUGUGAACGUCGCCAUCGAUAUAUUCAGGGCCGCUUUGGACAAGCUACAAUCUCCUCCAAGCUAUGAGUUAUGUGCCUUCGAGGGUACUUACGACGAGCUAGUUGGGAAUGUAUCUGAAAGGGUGUUUGAUGGAGCAGUGGGUGAUGUGACCAUAACUGAUGAACGUGCCAAGAUUGUAGAUUUUACAAUGCCAUAUGCACCAUCUGGUGUGUCCUUGCUUGUGCUCGCUGACAAUGACUCCAAACCAGCAAUCCAGUGGAUAUUCUUGAAGCCACUAACGAAGGAGCUCUGGCUUACUACGGUGGGCUUCUUCUUCUUCACUGGCUUUGUCGUGUGGGUGAUCGAGUGGCCCAGAAAUAAUCCAGUGUACCAAGGAUCAAGCGUGGCACAAUUCAGCACAGCUUCGUACUUUGCUUUCUCCACCUUGACGUUUUCUCAUGGCCAGAUAAUUACAAGCCCUCUGUCAAAAGUUGUUGUUGUGAUAUGGUGCUUCGCAGUGCUGGUUCUAGUGCAGAGCUACACUGCAAACUUGUCAUCCAUGCUCACUGCAAAGAGGCUCCGGCCAUCAGUGACUGGUCUCGACCAGCUGGUGAGCAAUGGUGAUAAUAUUGGAUACCAAGAAGGAGCAUUUGUGAAAUCCUUUCUGAUAAGCAAAGGAGCCAAAGAUGAUAAGCUAAGGACCUUUACGAACCAAACAGAAUAUGCUGAAGCUUUGAGGAAGGGAUCCAAGAAAGGUGGAGUGUCAGCCAUCAUGGAUGAGAUUCCCUACUUGACCUAUUUCCUCUCUGAUAAAAACAACAAAGAGUUCGAGAUGGGUGAGUGCCUGUACAAGACCCCUGGACUUGCUUUCGUGUUUCCUAGAGGCUGUCCUCUGGUGCAUGAUCUCUCGAUUGCUAUCUUGAACCUAACCGCAGGGAAAGAGAGCACAAGAAUCGAGCAGGAAUGGUUAGGCUCAGCUGCGCAACUGAAAGGCGACAACAGCCCGAUUGCUGAUUCCACGCCUCUCACUUUGCGAAGCUUCUCUGGUCUCUUCGUCAUCACUGGAAGUGUCUCAGCUUCCAUGACGGUUAUAAGCAUCGCCAGGUCGGUCUAUGCCAAGUACUCCAGGGCGAGAGGUUCUUUACCGCAAGACGAGAAUGGCGGAAGUGUGCGCCAUGGAGAAUUCAGAGCUCUGCAGAACGACACGGGCAAUGGCUUUAUGCCUGAUCAACUCCUCCAUCUUGAAGUCAGGGAUAGCAGUUCCCAAAAUGCCCAUGGGAGUGGCGGAAGCACCACCGGUGACGAAGAGGCUGGUCCAGUGCAGGGUAGCAUGCCUAAUGGCUCCGUGCCUGAAGUUCGUAUCCAGAUCGAGAUGAGUGACACUGGCCAUGGUGUGGGCAGGGGCCUGUAGGCAGCAGAUAGAAAAACAGUUUUUCUUUUUUGGCAGAUAGUCACUGACUGACAAUAUGCUACACACACUCGAAAGUGGUGGGGAGCCGUGUAAGAGAAAGAAAAAACACAG